This is a messenger RNA of Temnothorax curvispinosus, 3339 nucleotides long. RefSeq names its product homeobox protein unc-4 homolog. Gene Ontology annotation, biological process: regulation of DNA-templated transcription. The transcript is spliced from 4 exons. Bases 1185 to 2582 code for a protein of 465 amino acids. The record is from RefSeq and is a predicted model, not a curated record. Gene Ontology annotation, molecular function: sequence-specific double-stranded DNA binding; DNA-binding transcription factor activity, RNA polymerase II-specific. Lineage: Eukaryota; Metazoa; Arthropoda; Insecta; Hymenoptera; Formicidae.
UCGCGGACAGAGGGGAGUCGUUGACUCGAGCCUCUGAGCAGAUAGUAUUGUGCCGUUGGCUCAUGCCGUAGUGGUCUUAACACUAGCAGGUCCUUGCUACCAAGGAAAUCCCGGAGACCCGCCUGUCACGCGCACGUAUUCGUGUGCCGCGAGGACCCGGAAGUUCCUCCGGUGACGUGUCGUGGCCGGGAAAGUGUCGCAAAAUAUAAUUCGGUGAUUUAAUCCCAACGUGCACAGAAUUUUGGAGUACACCGAGAAGAAACACUCCCGUGAAUUGUGAGACUGCCAGUGACGUCACAGAUCAAAGACUCUAUGAUGGAUUUUUGGAAAGACGUUGUUCUCGUGGAAGAUCGUCAGUCUUCAAUCGACGAGCUUAGCAAGUGAAGGACUGUUUAUAUAUUCAUACAUGGUGAAAUCGACACUUGGAGUCAUCAAUCGUGGAUGUAUGAUCGAUAUAUUAUAGCCUAAUUUGUGAUACUGAUUGAAUUUAGUUAGAAAGGUCGUUUAGAAGCUGUGACAACGUCGUUAAGCUGGCCGACGGCUGGUGGAGUUCUACCAGUCACCUAUUUGACAGGCAACUUAGUGCAUAAAAAAAUUUAAGAAAUAUGUGUAACACUGUUAUCUGCACUUUGAACUACAGAAUUGAUCUAUAGAUCUUGAAAGCGAAAACGAAAAAACAUGAAGAAUAUGUAAAAUAAAAUAUUGCAAUUAGGAAGCAAAAUAUAAAAAUCUCGAACCGUUGAAUCAUUGUUUUGGAUGACUGUUCUUUAAGAUCACUGCUUUCCAAGAAGAUCAACGCUCGGGAUGGAUCUAGGUAAUGACCUAAAAGACUUAGAAUGGAAGAUACAAAGACCUAUUUGAGACGGCGAGAUCAGAAUUUUCGUGAGCGUCUUAAUGAUCAUCACAAACGCGUGACUUAUAGGCAAUGAUAGUCCAUGGAUGAUGUGUCAAUGAUCAUGCUUCGAAGGGCCUGAAAUGGAAAACGUAAAUUUGCGUUGACUGGAAACGUCUAACGGUAUCAGAUAUCCCCUGCAUUCUUGACAGACACAUGAUUCCAGUGUACCAGUGAUUAAGUGACUCUUCCUCUUUUGUGGUGAUCGGGGCUUCGUUGAUCCUGAGGAUUGAUGCGAGCGCACUGAUCGCUCUCCGAGGGAGAGACGAGCGCCGGCGAGUUGGUACCGAAGAUGGUCUUGGAACCUGGAGGCGGUCUGUCCUUUCCGUUGCCCCCCGGCAGCGGCUCCAGCGCCUCCGGAGGAUCCUUACUGGCCCCUACCAGAUUGUUUCAAAGAACGACGCCUGUGUUUCCAUUCCACUUGACAGGAUGGCCGCCGCAUCAUCCGGUUCUGGGUCAGGUGCAGAGCCAGGUCCAGCAGAGCAUGCAGGCACAGCAUCAGGCCGCUGCCGCAGCGGUCAGAUUCCUCAGUCAUCAUCAUCCGCAUCAUCCGCAUCCAACGUUGAGCAAUCAUUCCCUGGUACCGGCGAUCACUGGGCAUCAUCCUAGUGUACAUCAUCUGCAUCAUGCGACUGAUCAUGGAGAGGAAGAGGACGAAAAGAAAGGUUGCGACGGGGAAUCGGACGAAGGCGGCAACAAGAGGCGAAGAAGCAGGACUAACUUCAACAGUUGGCAGUUGGAGGAAUUGGAACGGGCCUUCCUGUCGAGUCAUUAUCCCGACGUCUUUAUGCGAGAAGCACUGGCUGUGAGACUCGAGCUAAAAGAGAGCCGCGUGGCAGUGUGGUUUCAAAAUCGAAGGGCAAAGUGGCGGAAGAAGGAACACACGAAGAAAGGUCCCGGAAGGCCGGCGCAUAAUGCUCACCCUCAAAGCUGCAGCGGCGAACCUAUCCCACCCGAGGAGCUGAGACGGAAAGAGCGCGAGAGGCGACAGAAGAAGUUGCUGAAAGCUCUCGAGAGACAGCAGCGGAAGCUCGCUGCUAAAGGCAUAACAGUAGAUUUAUCGACAUUGCGUGCCGAGUGGGAGUCUCGUAGCGAGGCGGGUCGCAGUUCCACGAGCGGUCCUCUGAGCAACUCGUUCGGCUCGCUGGGCCUGAGCAACGAAAGCAACAACAUAUCCGGUAACGAUGCCAACGAGGAGAUCGACGUGGUCGGCGGACUGGACUCCUGCAGCGAGAGCGGCAGCGAGCGGGUGGACUCGGUGGCCGACGGUUCCGUGGACGGUGAAUGUUUCCCGGCGCUCAACAGUAACGCGAGUGAGACCAGCGAGCCCCGGAAGAACCCGCAGAGUCUGCCGAUGGAGCACCUGAACCACCAACCCGGUAUCCAUCACUGGGGCUUGAGCCUACUGGAGCGACGGCGCGAGCUGGUGGGAGUCGGGGCGGGUCGUCAACCGGCCGGUAACGGCGCCAGGAAUCUGAUCAGGCAGGCCGCCAGCGAGGAGGAGGUCCAGAGCGGCAGCAUUGAUCUCUCGGUGAAGGGCAGGGAGGAGAGGAAGAGGCUGAACCCGUUCUCCAUCGACAGCCUGUUGGGGAACAAUCGGACUGGCGCGGCGUCGGAUCGUAGGCCAGCGACGCCGACGUCGCCGACGUCUCCCGUAUCGUCGGCCUGCACAUCGCCCUCUACGACGUAGUGAACCAGGCGGGGAGAGAGACGCCGAGGUGCGCCGGAUUAAAAGUUGACGUGGUGGUCGAGGGUGGCGAAGAGCGCGAUUAGAGAGGUGAGGGGGUAAACUCCUCGUCGAGAUUACCAGUGACGGUGAAGUGACCAUCGGAUGAGCGAAGACUGAAGGCGUGAAAAGCGGAACUGGUACUCCUGAUCGUGAAAUCGCGCGGAAGGAUUAGCUACGGUAACAUCCCCGUUUCUGCCAGGGUUCCCUGUCGCUUGGACUGAAAUCGCUAGAUUCAUGGAUAUCCUCGCGUACUUGUAGACAUUCUCACGUCCGUCGGUGAACGAGCGUUUAGAUUCUUAAUAUCUCUGAGAGUCUGCAUAUGAAUUCAAAGCCGUAGAUAAUUGAAGGAGGGAAAAGAGAAAAUGUAGAUAGAUCAAGUAUUGGAGGGAUUGAAAAAUUCGCAAGUUAGUCGAUUAAUUAUGCAAUUUUGGGGCUCUUUGGAUCUAGAGGAAUUCGAGAAUCUAAACUUCGCGCCAUCGGCACGGACCGGCAAGACUUAUAUCAGUUCGACAUAUCGAAUGCAUGCGUGACCGUCGUAGAUCGAGUGCGUUUGAUUUCGUCCAUUGUGUCUCCUUUCAAAGAAGAGAAUGGAAAAAAUGUGCAAUAAACGCGGACAUUGCUCGCCGGCAGGCGGCUUGUCCGUCUUUGAGGUAAGGCAGCAAAAGCGAAAAAGGAAGAAUGAGAGAGAGAGAAAGAGAGAAUGAGAGAGAGAGAGAGA